Molecule: messenger RNA, 2660 nt
Organism: Stegastes partitus (bicolor damselfish)
Lineage: Eukaryota; Metazoa; Chordata; Actinopteri; Pomacentridae
Gene: slc20a1a
Product: solute carrier family 20 member 1a
Exons: 11
Coding region: 399-2291 (630 amino acids)
Biological process (GO): phosphate ion transmembrane transport
Cellular component (GO): membrane
Molecular function (GO): phosphate transmembrane transporter activity
Source: RefSeq, a predicted model, not a curated record
CUGCAGGCCGCUGCUCUGUAGUCCUCUUGACAUCCUCUGAAUGAACGUGGUGAAGCUGCUCCAAGCUGACAGCAGGACGCACCGCAGGACGCACCGCAGGGCGCACGGCACUCCAGGACGCAGUGGACAACUCUGAUCUCACCUUGUGUAUCAUCAGAGGAUUGCUGCCAUGAUGGACGUCCCUCCAUUCGUCAUAGUCUGUCAGUUUAUGAUGAAGCCGACAAACAAACCCUGCAUACCCAGCUAGCAAUAAGUCUUUUUUUUUUUUUUUCUAAAGCUGAACUAAAGGGUUCUUUUAUCAUUUUAGUGAUAGAGAUUUAUUUAUAAACACACAUUACCUCAUAAGUCACCAUCAACAAUACAUUGGCUGCUUUGGUUAAAUACUAUUUUAAGCAGUGAUGGAUACAACUACACUAGCAACCCUGGCCACGGCCACCACGGUGGCUCUGGCCUCUCAGUCGGACAUGUCAGGAUACUUGUGGCUGCUGGUGCUCGGCUUCGUCAUCGCCUUCGUCCUGGCUUUCUCUGUGGGAGCCAACGAUGUGGCCAACUCCUUCGGCACAGCGGUGGGCUCCGGGGUGGUCACUUUGCGGCAGGCCUGUAUCCUGGCUACCAUCUUUGAGACGGUGGGUUCAGUGCUGCUGGGGGCCAAAGUCAGCGAGACCAUCCGGCAGGGGAUCAUCGAUGUCCGGAUGUACAACGGAUCAGAACACGUACUGAUGGCAGGAUCGAUAAGUGCAAUGUGUGGCUCUGCUGUGUGGCAGCUGGCUGCAUCAUUCCUGAAGCUCCCCAUUUCUGGAACCCACUGUAUUGUUGGAGCUACAAUUGGUUACUCCAUGGUGGCCAGAGGUCACCAAGGGGUCAAAUGGAUGGAACUGCUCCGCAUUGUGGCAUCAUGGUUCCUGUCACCUGUCCUGUCUGGUAUCAUGUCAGGAAUUCUCUUCUACUUUGUCCGCAGAUUCAUUCUGAACAAGGCGAACCCUGUACCCAACGGCCUGAGAGCUCUCCCUGUCUUCUACGGCAUCACUAUGGGCAUCAACCUCUUCUCCAUCAUGUUUACAGGAGCACCACUGCUGGGUUUUGACAAAGUGCCAUGGUGGGGUACGCUGUGCAUUGCUCUGGGCUGUGCCUUGGUCACAGCUUUGCUCGUUUGGUUUGUCGUCUGUCCACGACUCAAGAAGAAAAUCAAACGAGAAAUAGCUCCUGCUCCCUGUGAAACUCCACUGAUGGAGAAGAACCACAGUGAAGCUGCAGUAGCAGAGCAGCCCUCGUUACCUGAACCCCAGACGCCUCCAGCAGACAGUCAGAAGGUGGCUUUCAAACUUGGAGGCUCAGAGGAGGCUGACCUAGACAACAGUGACAUAGAAACCAAAGACCUGGAUAUCCUCAACGGUCUGAACGGCACCGUUGGCCCCAUGGUGAUCACUGAUCCUCACAGUGGACGCUCCCACACGAUCCACAAAGACUCUGGCCUUUACAAAGACCUGCUGCACAAGCUUCACAUGGCCAAGGUUGGCGACUGUAUCGGUGACAGUGACACAGAAGAGCGGCCGAUCCGCAGGAACAACAGCUACACCUCCUACACCAUGGCUAUUUAUGGAAUCCAAGGAGAUCCUAAAUACAAAGAGGUGGACGGCGGGCUGCAGAGGAGAUCCAGGGUGGACAGUUACAGCAGCUACAGUUCGGCAGUGACCAGCGGGAGUGCAGCCCAAGACGGGAGUGUGACUCAGGAAGCUGGCGGGGAUCUGGCGCUGGAGGAGGACGAGCUGGAGGUCGACCAACCUGCUGUUUCUCUGCUCUUCCAGUUUCUGCAGAUACUCACGGCGUGCUUUGGCUCCUUUGCUCACGGAGGGAACGAUGUGAGCAACGCUAUUGGUCCGCUGGUGGCUCUCUGGCUUCUGUACGACAGCGGCUCUGUGAUGUCCAACGCACCGACACCCAUCUGGUUGCUGCUGUAUGGCGGAGUGGGCAUCUGCGCUGGACUGUGGGUUUGGGGUCGGAGGGUGAUCCAGACUAUGGGCAAAGAUCUUACCCCAAUCACACCCUCUAGUGGAUUCAGCAUCGAGCUCGCUUCAGCCAUGACAGUUGUUGUGGCGUCCAACAUCGGCCUCCCUGUCAGCACCACCCACUGCAAGGUGGGGUCUGUGGUAGCUGUGGGAUGGCUGCGCUCCAGGAAGUCGGUCGACUGGCGCUUGUUCAGGAACAUCUUCAUCGCCUGGUUCGUUACAGUUCCGAUCUCUGGGCUGAUCAGCGCCGCCAUCAUGGCCCUCUUCGUGUACGUCAUCCUGUGAGCCUCCCACGGUGCAGCCACACCGCUACGUGAACCGAUGGACUGCCGCCAACAGCUCUUGUUUGACUCUGUGAUAAAACUGUGCUAAUAAACUCAUUCCAGCUGUUCUCUGUUAAUGAUUUAUAUUAUAUCGUUCGGUGUAAUUUCAAAGUCUGAUAAUACUGUGUAAAUGUUUAAAAGACUGUGAUCUUGUAUAUCCUCCUGUAUAUUUGUAUAAAAGCAAUGUGUAUUAAAUCAAAUGAUUACAUUUUGAUAGAAAAAGAAUGGGCAACAGCCAUAUUUUACAUUUGCAUAUUUGAAGAUGGAGUUGCUUGAUUUGAAGGGAUUUCAAUGUAUUUUACUCAACAUUAAACCUUUUUUUUGCCACUGA